UAUUUCCAUAAUUGGUACACUUGGCAGAUCGACAGGGCCCAAAGUCCAAAGAUCCCCAGUAUAGUACCAUCAAGGUUCUUGGCAGUCAACUAGUCGAUACCGACCCUGAGGCCAACCACCCCCGGCACGUCACGCACGCCCUUGUCUCCAUACCUACACCGCUGUGGUACCUAGGUUAACCCCCGACCGACCGAAUACCCUUGGAGGAUUACAUCACGGAUCGAAUCAAAAGGGUCAACCUUUCCCGGAACCAUCCUCUCUCUACAUCCUCAAACACUACCGCCAACAAUAACUCCUACAACUAAAUUAUUAUUAUUAUCAUCAUCAUCAUCACCACCAACCGUAACCGUCAUCAUCAUGGCUACCUCCCUCGAGUCCUCCGUCCAGUACGAGCGCGACCUCCGCAGCUCCCACAAGGAAUGGAAGCGCAGCAAGGACUCAUCUACAAAGUGGGCCUCGGGCACUCGCGAACUCCCCGGCGUCAAGAAGAACUGGAUGACGGGUGAGCUGCUUGGCAGUGGGCACCCCAACCAGCUGAUCAAGUCGCGACCAGCGAGGAAAGUGCGGGAUUCUAGCUGCGAUUACCCCAAACAGUCCUCCCGCAACCUCUACAAGCUCCGCCACGGCGGUGGUGCUGGCCGCUCCAACAACAUUGGCUACCACUCCAUCAACUUCCCCAAGCUCUUUGCGCACAAGGACAUCCGCUACGAUGACCGCGAGGACUACUCCGCCGCCCCAAACCCCCCAUCACCAUCUCUCCUCCCCAAAAACCUCUUCUCAUCAGUAACAGCAGCAGAGGAGAACUUCCUCUACUCGUUCGACCAAGACUCCACACCCGGAUUCAGUCGGACCCCUUUGACUUUGGAAAACUUUGUCAAGACGGAUGACCGCAAGACGGAGAAGUUUGUCGAGAAGGAGUACGAGAUUCUGGAUGCGAAUGGAGAGGCGUUGAAGGGGCGGAAGGCGAAGAGAAGGGGUUUGAGGGGCGGUGCUGCUGCGGGAAGCUCGCAGCAGGAGGAUGAGGAUAGAGUUGAAGAGGAUGACGGGUUUGAGCUGAUUUGAUGUUGUCAAACAUUUCCACAAGGCAGGCAGCCCAGGCCUCCCUUCGUCUUCUACUGCUUUUCCCUGCAUGAUUCCCUUCUUCCCUUUUUGGCAUCUGCCUCCUUCUCUUCUUCAUCCCUGGCGAGGUUUUUGCUCUUACAUUACACACACCUUUUUUGCUCAAAUCAGCCGGCGUGUUCUUUUCUUACAAUUGUUUUAAACAAGGGUGGUGGCAACACCUACCUUACAACAUAACUACAUAUCAUGGCGGGCGCAAUCAUGGGGUGGGGUUUUCGGAAUUGGCGGAUGGACGGACGGACGGACGGACGGGCGGGCGGAUAGGAUGAUUGAUGGGUAUGCUUG
Messenger RNA from Neurospora hispaniola, 1404 nucleotides. RefSeq lists its product as uncharacterized. NCBI's taxonomy places the organism in Eukaryota, Fungi, Ascomycota, Sordariomycetes, Sordariales, Sordariaceae. The transcript is spliced from 3 exons. The coding region runs from base 358 to 1062 and encodes 234 amino acids. The record is from RefSeq and is a predicted model, not a curated record.